Messenger RNA from Macrobrachium nipponense, 708 nucleotides. RefSeq lists its product as uncharacterized. The coding region runs from base 1 to 708 and encodes 235 amino acids. The transcript has 2 exons. Lineage: Eukaryota; Metazoa; Arthropoda; Malacostraca; Decapoda; Palaemonidae. The record is from RefSeq and is a predicted model, not a curated record.
AUGGUCACGCCUAAGGACGGGCGUAGACCGACGUUUGAUUCACACCGAAUGUCACUCUACGCCCAUCUUUUGGUGUGGCCAUACUCAGUGGAGUCUGGGCGAAACGUGGCCUCGAUUGACAAAGAAGAAGACUUUCUCCAGAAGGAAAACCCAGUACACGACGUUCUCCUGAAGGACAACUCAUGCUGCAGAAUCCACCUCCUCAAUGUUCCUGGCAGCCCAACCCACCUCUCCACUGUGCUUACAUCCGGGCAGCCCAACCUGGGUUCCAACCGUCCCCAUGCCUCUGCAGCCCAACCCGCCACCCCACCGUCCCUGUGUCAGAAUGGGACAACCGCCUCCCCACCAUCCCUGCACCCCAGCAGCCAAACCUUCCUCCCCACUGGCCCUGCACCCCAGAAACCCAACCCGCCCCCCGACCAUCCCACGCUCUUCCAGCCAAACCCAACUCCCAACCGUCCCCAAGCCCAACACAAAGCCAAACCCGCAUCCACACCAUCCCCGCAUCCCAGCGCCCUAGAAGCCAAACCCAACUCCCAACUGUCCCCAACAGCCUACCCACCUGACCUCCGUCCCUGCCCACGGUCCAGUAGCCCUACCCGCCUCCCCACCGUCCCUGCAGUCUGCAGCCCUACCCGCGUCCCCACCGUCUCCGUGGCCCUGCAGCCCUACCCUCAACGAGAUGGGCAGAUAUUUUCCUUAACGUAA